AUGGCACUACUUCAGUUAUUUUGGAUACUGACCUCCCUGCUGUUGGCGGCCAGCGGUUCGUCGUCAGCGGUGAUGUGCCCGUACGUUUGUGCCUGCGACAUCAUCAAGAUGAUUGUGGAUUGCGCCGGAUGCAAACUUUCCCGGAUUCCCCACGAAAUGCCGAACGGGACCAGGUAUCUGGUCUUAGACGAGAAUCUCGUUACUCGGAUUGAUUACAAGACCAUUUCCCGACUCGGACCCUGGCUCCGAGGUCUGUCCAUGGCCGACAACCUUCUGGAGAGGAUCUCCAAUGACAGCCUUUCGCAACUUCGGGGAUUGGAGUUCCUCAAUUUAAGCGGGAACCUGUUGUCGACAGUACCCCGCGGCGGCUUGCAACGACUUUCCUUCCUCCGGCAGUUGGACAUUUCCCGUAACUACUUGAUAGAACUUUCCAGGGACAGCUUUCCUGGACUCUCAGCCUUGCAAGAGCUGAACCUCGGCGAGAAUGGUAUUCACAAUGUCCAGGAAGGUACAUUCAUAAAUUUGCCCUCCCUGAUAAAGCUCUCACUCACGAGUAACUUUAUCAACGCUGACCCUACUGGAUGGUUCAGAAGCACCCAGUUGGAAGAAUUGCAGCUUUCAGACAAUCACAUAUCACUUACCUCUGGAAUCAGGAAAUGGUUCGGCCGAAAUGAGACUGUGGAUUUGAGGAACUUGUUCUUGGCAAACAACGGCAUUAAAUUUCUCCCGAGAGGCGUGUUUCUCGGACUGGAGAAAUUAGAAGUCCUAGAUUUGGAAGGAAAUCUCCUUCGCGUCAUUAAGGAGUAUGAUUUCAAAGGUUUGCAUAGCCUGACAGAGCUUAUACUGGAUAAUAACGCCAUAGCGGUUUUCCAUGUUGAAAGUUUAUGUAACUUGCCGGGUCUGAGAAUGCUCACGGUGAGUGGGAAUCGGUUGAAGAGCCUUCCGUUGGACUUAUUUAGCCUCGCUGAGAGACUUGCAUCUCAGAGCACUGCUGACAACAACCAGUCAGAAACCGCAGAGGGGAAUAGAUGUCAGAAGUUGAUGAAGCCUCACCAAUCAAGCAACGCGAUCUCACAUUUGUUCGACUUUGGUUUUGAGCCACUACGGGAAAUUAUAACUUUGAAUUUGGGCAAUAAUCAACUUCGGCGCGUUCCCAGCAUUCAAAACGUCACAUCUCUAAGGAUCCUAGAUCUGAGCUACAACCGGAUAACAAGGAUAGAAAGGAGCACCUUCAAGAGUAACACUGAGCUCCAGGAAAUCUACCUGGAUCACAAUGGCCUGGUGUUCCUGGACUACGAGCUGUUUGAGGGUUUGCAGUCCCUGUACACGCUGACUCUAGGCGGUAACUCCUGGUGGUGUGACUGCCGAUUGGUGUGGAUGCAGGACCUCAUGUGGUCGGAAGAACAGCCUCCGUGGGCCGAGAACCUCGCAGAUGAGAUAGCGUGCUCCCAUCCUCCCUAUCUUAACAGCAUCAUGCUGAUGGAAGUCGGGAUGGAAACUCUCCAAAAUCAGUGUACCAGUCUUUCGAUCGGCGUGGUCCUGCCAGCCGUCAUAUCGGCCUGGUUUGUCAUCAUCGCCCUCCUGGUACUCCAGUUCUGGUUCCGGAGGUAUCUGAUGGUCCGCAGGUUCGCCCAGAACAAGAAGUCCAAUUUCAAGUACGACAGGAGACGAAAGUUGCGGAGGCGACGCCAUGGGAUCACCGGGGCUCAUCCCUACAGCCUCUCGGCCAAGUUCGGCCAGCGGAGGAUGUCCUUCCCGUUUCAAAGGCGGAGGCGUUCCUAUCGAGAGGUGACAACGAGAACCGAUGAUCGCACGGAUCAGAGUGACGACAACAAAAUGGAGGCGAUUACAUACGUGUGA
Molecule: messenger RNA, 1860 nt
Organism: Patiria miniata (bat star)
Lineage: Eukaryota; Metazoa; Echinodermata; Asteroidea; Valvatida; Asterinidae
Product: carboxypeptidase N subunit 2-like
Exons: 1
Coding region: 1-1860 (619 amino acids)
Cellular component (GO): extracellular matrix
Molecular function (GO): protein binding
Source: RefSeq, a predicted model, not a curated record